Messenger RNA from Oryzias melastigma (Indian medaka), 939 nucleotides. It is a transcript of the gene cpo, whose product is annotated as carboxypeptidase O. Gene Ontology annotation, molecular function: zinc ion binding; metallocarboxypeptidase activity. NCBI's taxonomy places the organism in Eukaryota, Metazoa, Chordata, Actinopteri, Beloniformes, Adrianichthyidae. The record is from RefSeq and is a predicted model, not a curated record. Gene Ontology annotation, biological process: proteolysis.
ACUCCAAGGCUUCGCCGAGGCCAGAGAAGCUCACAAAGAAAGAUUUUAUUUUGUAUUUCUCGAAAAUGUUGACCUCUUUGGGACUACAUUUUGUGGCGCUGUUCUCCUUACUAGUUCAAGGAACUGUCAAAGGAGCGGAAUAUGACUACUAUAAAUACCAUCCCAUGGAGGAGAUCAGCAGCUGGAUGGCACAGAUGGUGAAGGAUCACCCCGAUGUGGUGACCAUCGUGGACUACGGACAGACGUAUGAAAAGAGGACUAUAAGUUUGCUGAAGAUUGGUAUAGAAAGUGAGAAGAGAAAAAAGGCCAUCUGGAUGGACUGCGGCAUUCACGCCAGGGAGUGGAUUGCCCCGGCCUUCUGUCAGUACUUCGUCAAACAGAUCCUUCAAAGCUACAAAACCGACGCAAAGAUUGAAACGAUGAUGAGGGACAUGGACUUUUACGUCACGCCGGUGCUCAACAUCGACGGCUACCUGUAUAGCUGGAAGGACAACACGACUCGGCUGUGGAGGAAGAACAGGUCACCGGGACCUUCGGGCGACUGUUACGGCACUGACCUCAACCGCAACUUUGAUGCCAACUGGGGCACCAUAGGAGUAUCAUUCAACUGCUCUUCGAACACCUACUGCGGGACCCAGCCUGUCUCUGAGCCGGAGGCGCAGGCCGUAACCUACUUUGUAGGAAGUCGAAAGGACGACAUCCUGUGUUUCCUCACCAUCCACUCCUAUGGACAACUGCUGCUGGUUCCCUAUGGACACCCUAACUUCACCGCCCCCAACUACGAUGAGCUGAUGGAGGUGGGUCAGGCUGCAGCUACAGCCAUCUGGAACGUGCACAAGAAAAACUACACCGUUGGAUCUUCGCCCGACGUUUUAUACCCCAACUCAGGCUCUUCCAGAGACUGGGCUCGGAUGCAGGGGAUCCCCUACACCUACACCU